Malurus melanocephalus (red-backed fairy wren) is the source of this 4917-nucleotide messenger RNA. It is a transcript of the gene ATP8B1, whose product is annotated as ATPase phospholipid transporting 8B1. The transcript is spliced from 30 exons. Gene Ontology annotation, cellular component: plasma membrane. Gene Ontology annotation, biological process: phospholipid translocation; Golgi organization. Gene Ontology annotation, molecular function: ATP binding; ATPase-coupled intramembrane lipid carrier activity; ATP hydrolysis activity. NCBI's taxonomy places the organism in Eukaryota, Metazoa, Chordata, Aves, Passeriformes, Maluridae. The record is from RefSeq and is a predicted model, not a curated record. The coding region runs from base 335 to 4093 and encodes 1252 amino acids.
AGCGGAGCGGAGCGGGAGCAGGGCCGGGGGGGCGCUGGGUGAGCGGGGACCCGCGGGCACAGAACAUCACCUGCUCGCAGCGGGCAGCCCGACGCCUUGUUUUGGGGAUCAGCGUCCCCUCGCUCCCACCCUGGGAUGCCCGGCCGGUGAUCGCGAGUUCAGCGCAGUCUCUCCAGCCUGAAGUUUAAGGAGAGCGCAGGAGUUCGCUGGGAGGUGAGAUGGAAGCCAAUUUAAAGCUGAACACAGAGGAUUCUCCGUGAGCGGCCGGUGGCAGCAUCUGUGAUGCAGUCUGGGUUUCAGUCACACACUCCACUGGAUAAAGGGUGCUAGCAGCAUGAUCUCAGAGAGGGAUUCAGAGACCACCUUCGAGGAGGAUUCGCAGCCCAACGAUGAGGUGGUGCCGUACAGCGACGAUGAAACGGAGGAUGAGUUGGAUGGUCAGCAGUCUGGAGCUGAACCAGGACCAAAGCAAACCAGCAGRGAUGCUGAGGAGAGCCGAGAUGCCACCAAAAAAGACUGCAGCUGGCAAGUUAAAGCAAACGAUCAGCGCUUCUAUGACCAGCCAGGCUUUAAGAGAACAAUCUUCCUGUGCUUCAAAAAGAGCAAAUAUUCUGGAAAUGCAAUUAAGACUUACAAGUACAACCCCAUCACUUUUUUACCUCUGAAUCUGUUUGAGCAGUUUAAGAGAGCAGCCAACUUCUAUUUCCUUGUUCUUCUCAUAUUGCAGUCGAUUCCCCAAAUAACUACGCUGUCAUGGUACACAACACUGGUGCCCUUGCUCUUGGUGCUGGGAAUAACUGCAGUCAAAGACCUGGUGGAUGACAUUGCUCGUCACAGGAUGGACAAUGAGGUCAAUAACAGGACAUGUGAGGUCAUCAAAGAUGGAAGGUUCAAAAACACAAAAUGGAAAGAUAUUAAAGUUGGUGAUAUCAUUCGUCUGAAGAAAAAUACUUUCAUUCCUGCUGAUAUUUUGCUGCUGUCCAGCUCAGAACCAAACAGUCUGUGCUACGUGGAAACGGCUGAACUGGAUGGUGAGACCAACUUAAAAUUCAAAAUGGCCCUAGAGGUGACACACAGAUACCUUCAGGAAGAAAGUGCCCUGGCAGACUUCGAUGGUCUGGUUGAAUGUGAAGAACCCAAUAACCGACUGGAUAAGUUCACAGGAACAUUAUCCUGGAGAAACUCAARUUAUCCCCUGGAUGCUGAUAAGAUUUUGUUGCGUGGAUGUAAGAUCAGGAAUACAGACUUCUGCCAUGGAAUGGUCAUAUUUGCAGGUGCUGACACAAAAAUAAUGAAGAAUAGUGGAAAGACAAGAUUUAAAAGGACAAAAAUCGACUCCCUUAUGAACUACAUGGUUUAUACUAUCAUCGUGGUCCUCAUCCUGCUGUCGGCUGGGCUGGCCAUUGGACACACCUACUGGGAGCAGCAGAUUGGCAACUCCUCCUGGUACCUGUACGAUGCUCAGGAUUACAGCCCKGCCUACCGGGGCUUCCUCAACUUCUGGGGCUACAUCAUCGUCCUCAACACCAUGGUCCCCAUCUCGCUCUACGUCAGUGUGGAGGUGAUUCGCUUUGGCCAGAGCUAUUUCAUCAACUGGGACCUGCAGAUGUACUACCCCGAGAARGACACGCCUGCCAAGGCCAGGACCACCACGCUCAACGAGCAGCUGGGCCAGAUCCAGUACAUCUUCUCUGACAAGACUGGAACCCUUACACAGAACAUCAUGACCUUUAAGAAGUGUUGCAUAAAUGGGCAGAGAUACGGAGAUUGCCGUGACGCAGCGGGGCAGCUCCAGAGCCACCCAGAGCAAGUGGAUUUCAGCUGGAAUGUGUACGCAGAUGGAAAGUUCUUAUUCUAUGAUCACUAUCUGAUAGAGCAAAUAAAAUCUGGAAAGGAGCCAGAAAUUCAGAAAUUCUUUUUUCUGCUUGCUAUUUGUCACACAGUCAUGGCUGACACUUCUGACGGUCAGCUCAAUUACCAGGCAGCUUCCCCGGACGAGGGGGCCCUGGUGACGGCCGCCCGGAACUUYGGCUACGUUUUCCUGUCCCGAACACAGAACACCAUCACCAUAAGUGAGAUGGGGGUCAAGAGGACCUACGAUGUCCUGGCCAUCCUGGAUUUCAACAGCGACAGGAAGAGGAUGUCUGUCAUUGUAAGAGAGUCCAGUGGCAAUAUCAGGCUGUAUUGCAAAGGGGCUGACACGGUGAUUUACGAGCGGCUGCACCCCAGGAAUCUAAAGAAAGAAGCCACAGAAGAGGCACUCGAUGUCUUUGCAAAUGAAACUCUCAGGACACUCUGCCUGUGCUAUAGAGACAUAAGCCAGGAUGAAUUUGAAGCRUGGAAUAAAAAGUUUAUGGAAGCCAGUUUAGCUACAAGUCACCGAGAUGAAGCUCUGGACAAAGUGUAUGAGGAAAUAGAAAAAAACUUGAUUCUGCUUGGUGCAACAGCUAUUGAAGAUAAACUACAGGAUGGAGUUCCAGAAACAAUCUCCAGACUCUCCAAAGCAGACAUUAAAAUCUGGGUGCUUACUGGUGAUAAAAAAGAAACUGCUGAAAAUAUUGGAUUUUCUUGUGAACUGUUAACAGAGGAAACAGCCAUCUGUUAUGGAGAAGACACCAGUGCUCUCCUUCAAACGAGGCUGGAAAACCAGAGGAACAGAGCAGGAUCCAGUCCCCAUUCCUCUCUCMGAAUGAAUGAGCCCUUCUUCCAGGGCAGCAGAGACCGGGCUCUGAUCAUCACUGGCUCCUGGCUGAAUGAAAUUUUGCUGGAGAAGAAAAAGAAGAAAAAAAAACUCAAACUGAAAUUCCCCAGAACAGCRGAAGAGAAGAAAAAGCAAAGUGAGAAGAGGAGAAGGGCCGAGGCCUACAAGGAGCAGCAGCAGAAGAACUUUGUUGAUCUGGCCUGCGAGUGCAGGGCUGUGAUCUGCUGCCGCGUGACGCCCAAGCAGAAGGCCAUGGUGGUGGAGCUGGUGAAGAARUACAAGAAGGCCAUCACCCUGGCCAUCGGGGAUGGGGCCAAUGACGUGAACAUGAUCAAAACUGCCCACAUUGGAGUUGGCAUCAGUGGCCAGGAGGGGAUGCAGGCUGUCAUGUCSAGUGACUACUCCUUCGGACAGUUCCGCUACCUGCAGCGGCUGCUGCUGGUCCACGGCCGCUGGUCCUACAUCAGGAUGUGCAAAUUUCUGAGAUAUUUCUUCUACAAAAACUUUGCCUUCACACUAGUCCACAUCUGGUACUCGUUCUUCAAUGGCUUCUCUGCCCAGACAGCCUAUGAGGACUGGUUCAUCACACUGUACAACGUGCUSUAUUCCAGUCUCCCGGUCCUGCUCGUUGGCCUGCUCGACCAGGACGUGAGUGACAAAUUGAGCCUUCGGUUCCCCAGACUUUAUAUUUUGGGWCAGAGAGAUUUACUUUUCAACUACAAGAAGUUCUUUUUAAGUUUACUGCAUGGAGCUGUAACUUCACUGAUCAUCUUUUUCAUCCCAUAUGGAGCCUACCUUAUAUCUAUGGGCCAAGAUGGAGAAGCCCCUGCAGAUUAUCAGUCCUUUGCCGUCACAGCAGCAUCCUCUCUGAUAUUUGUGGUCAAUUUUCAGAUUGGCCUGGAUACAUCUUACUGGACUUUUGUAAAUGCUUUUUCAGUAUUUGGGAGUAUUGCACUUUACUUUGGGAUCACAUUUGACUUCCACAGUGCUGGAAUCCAUGUUCUCUUCCCUUCUGGCUUUCAGUUCACAGGAACUGCACCRAAUGCUCUGCGACAGCCAUACCUCUGGCUUACCAUGAUUUUAUCCAUUGCUAUUUGCUUACUGCCAAUAGUGGCACARCGCUUCUUAUCCAUGACAAUCUGGCCUUUGGAAAGUGAUAAAAUCCAGAGGAACCGGCGGCAGUACCUGCUGGAAGAGCAGCAGUGGAAGCGGCGACAGAGCGCGUUCCGCCGCGGGGUCUCCGCCCGCCGCUCCGCCUACGCCUUCUCGCACCAGCGCGGCUACGCGGACCUGAUCGCCUCGGGGCGCAGCAUCCGCAAGCGGCGCGCCCCGCUGGACGCCGUGCUGAGCGGCACCGGCACCGGCWCCGGGGACACGCGGGACACCGGCUGAUGGGCUGCGUGUGCCCCAGGGAUUGCACAAAACUGUUCCCAACAAACUCAGGAUCUCAUAAAGAUGGGAAGAUGUUUAUGUCUUAUCACAGAAGUUUCCGGGUUUGGAUUCCUGGGAACACAGAAAGGCCAAGAGUUCUCCAAGGAGCUACUGUGUGACUGCUCUGUGAAGGAUAUACGUGCUGGGAAUGGAAACCCAGCAGUGUCAGUUUUUAACGAUGCCUGCAACUGAAGACUUUUCACUUUUCAAUACUACAUUGGUAUAAAACUGCAUCUACAUUUCAUAUUUAUCUUGGAAAGCAAUUUCCCGUGUGUGCUCCAUUUCAUGAACUGCUCAGACAUCAUGGCACAUGGGGUGCUCAGCCCUGGAGRGGGCUCUGGAUGCUCCCAUGGGAGUGGCACAGCUGAGCUGAGGACGUCUCUGGCGGUAAACUUCAGCCAGUGUCAGRUUGGAUUAGGAAUUAGGAUAGAUCUGAGCUCCGGAAGCUACCCCUGGAUCUGGCACAACCAUUCAUUUCAGUUUUGGCUAAAGCCAGUGAUGGAUUACUGGAAAUCAGUCACUUUUAUUGGAACGUAUUCCACUUUCUGGUGCCUCAAUUCUUACAGUGUAAAAACUGUUUUUAUGAGUCUCUUUACGUUUGCACAUUCUUUACUCAAGUUGAUAUGUUUGAAUGUUUCACUUAUUAUCUACUUCCCCCUCCCGAACUAAAGUUAAGUACUGAAAUAGUUUUAUAAUAAAAUUUAUGACCUACAGCUUUCGCUCAAUGGAAUGUACAUUUCAAAAGUGUAAUGCAAAUAAAUAUCCUAAAGUUUACGAGUCCGGAU